UUCAACUCCCAGAGUUGAAUUCUGGAGAAUUCUAGGAGUUGAAGUCCAGAAGUCUUAAAGCUGCCAAGUUUGAAGACCUCUGGUUUAAUGAAGUGUAAGGGCUAUUUUUGCUUUCAAUUUGGCUCCCUUGACUUACUAUACACAUAAAGACACAUGUAAUGACAGGUACAAGUUGUUUAUGCAAUUUCAUGAAAAAAUAAGCCCAUGAGAGCAAUGUGUUGAAAAUCUUAAAGUUUGUCUCUCCUUUGUAUGGAUUUGACCUUGUUGAUGGGGUAGGGAAUAAGAUGGAGGUGUUUUUGAAAAAUGUCCUGAUAUGAUACGUUCUCUCUGCCAUAGCAUAGCUUCAGGAACCCCUUUAUAGCAGCUCCAUUCUGGGUCACAUAACUAAGUGAAGGACAACUGGUGGCGUUGUUCAACUGCUUCUCUCAUAUGGAUGCACUGACGGGAAUUUGUCCUAGAUAUUUUUUUGUCCACUGCCUCCCAUGUGAUUAGUCCAUUUUUUUUAUUUUGAUCUUCCAUUUUGUUGACUUCUCCCACCAUACUAAGAUUGACCUUAUUUCAUAUCCUACUGACCAAUGAGACAGAUAGAGUCCCAAUACCAUUUACUUAGUUUCUUUCCAGCAUUUAUUUGGAUUGGAGAGCAUAAAAAUAAUUGCUAGCUGGAAAAGAAAAAAAUUGCCAAGUCUUUCUCUCCAAAUUAUGCUUCAAAUUUCUGCAGUGAACAGCAGAAUGAAAUAAAACAUAUAAUAAAAAUGAUGACAUUAAUGUUAUUUGGAAAAUUAAAUAAUUCAGCUGCUUUCUCCUACAAUAAAAUAUCAUGCCUCAUCUGAUACUUUCUGACAAAAGAACUAGCAAAUGCAUUUUUACUGUGAAUCUAUUCAAAUCCACAGUUGCCUUUUCUAUGGGUUGCUCCAUGAACGGUGGAUUUGAGACCUGCUUCACAUAGGAUAGUACUCUGACAGCAUUGCCUCCUUAAAAGGAUAGAAGUCCUUAUCUAAUUAUCUUAAAUAACUUAAUCUAAUUAAGUUGUGAACUUAAAUUAGAAAACCUUUGGCAGUGAUUCUAUUUUAUUUAAAGGGAAGAUACAUAAACAGGGCCAUAUUUUCAAGUAGGUGGCAGCUUUAAAACGUGAAAAACUGGAAUAACCACCAAUGAGGCAAGGAAGAAUCUGAAGGGAAGUGCAGCAAUGUAAAGCAAGCUUUAAAUUCAUUAAAUCAAAAAGACAAAUAAUCAACAAUUGAAAAUGUCAGGAAGACAUCUACAGAAAUGCUUGCCUCAAGCUGGAUAUUGAAACUUGAAAACCUAAGAAAUUUAUUGAUGAGAAGCAAGGGUAAUUAUUUAAAGAGAAAACAUGAAGGCAUUUUCGUUGAGGCAAGCAGAGAACAUGGUUACCAUUUUGCAACAACCUAAGGAACUGGAACACAUAACAUGCUGAAAGAGCCAUGGACUGUUGGCAGAAAGUACAUCAGAGUGGGUGGAUUUUUCCAACUCUGGUCCUUUGUAUUUAUGGCUUCUUUACCAUGAUGAGGCCAUCUGAACCUUUCCUCACACCUUACCUUACUGGACCUGAAAAAAAUCUGACUAUUGAUGAGGUGACGCAACAUAUUUUUCCAGUUUGGACAUACUCCUACCUGGCCCUGCUCUUCCCUGUAUUUCUGAUUACAGACUAUGCACGCUAUAAACCUAUAAUUAUUCUACAGGGGAUUAGCUUAAUCGUUACGUGGGUGUUACUUUUGUUUGCCUCUGGCAUAUCAGCCAUGCAGCUGGCAGAGUUUAUGUAUGGACUUGCAACAGCCACAGAGGUUGCCUAUUAUGCUUAUAUAUAUAGCGUUGUCAGUGCUGAUUAUUAUCAGAAAGUGACAGGUUAUUGCAGAAGUAUCACCCUGGUGGCAUCCACCCUGGGAUCUCUGCUUGGACAGCUUUUAGUUUCUUUAGGCCAGGUAUCUUAUUUUUAUCUUAAUGUCAUAACUUUAGCUUCUGUGUCUAUGGCAUUUAUAUCUUCAUUUUUUCUGCCCAUGCCACAAAAAAGCAUGUUCUUCCACAGAAAGUCUUCCCCAGAACCUUUCAGUGGAUCAGUAGAGAAAGUUACAGCACAAAUUUCCAACCAACAAACCAAGCAACAGGACAAAGAGAUGACAAAAUCAGUGGCCAGGCCCCAGGAUUUAACUGAGCAUGAGCCAUCCAAAAUUAAAAUCCAGAGUCGCUUUCUGUCAAUCCUAAAGCAGUUGUGCAUGGAUCUGAAAGACUGUUAUACAACUAAAAAACUUCUUUACUGGUCAAUGUGGUGGGCUUUAGCUACUGCAGGAUUUAACCAAAUUUUGAAUUAUGUGCAAGUACUUUGGGAUGAUAAAGCACCUUCUCAUAGUUCUGAAGUUUAUAACGGAGCUGUUGAAGCCAUAGCUACAUUUCUAAGUUCAAUAGCAUCAUUAGCUGUGGGAUAUGUGAAACUGAACUGGGAUCUAACUGGAGAACUGGCACUGGGAAUCUUCUCUGCCCUGGAUGCUACUUCACUUAUUGUGAUGCAUUUUAUCCAGAACAUCUGGGUCUGCUAUGCUAGCUAUUUAGUGUUCAAAGCUUGUUAUAUGCUCCUUAUAACCAUAGCCACAUUCCAGAUUGCUAUCAACCUCAGUAUGGAGCGCUAUGCCUUGAUGUUUGGCUUCAACAAUUUUGUUGCACUGCUAAUUCAAACUAUACUGACUGUUAUUGUAGUUGAUUCAAAAGGUCUGGGCCUGGAUAUUGGGACUCAGGUAAGUUGGACAGGUAAUAUGGGCACUGUUGCUGAAUCAGUAUUUCUGAAGACUUUCACAUCUUUUCAGUAAUCACCUUCUGAAAUGAAUGGACUUUGGAAUUUCAAACUAAAUAGGGAUAGUUAGCCUUUUGCCAGGGAUUGUACUUGUGUUUUGGAAGGUUGAUAUUACUACAAAAACUAAGCCUAUCAGUCAACACAUUCAUUUUUAAUUUCUUACUAAAAACAAGUGCACUAUUGCUUAGUUCUAAAUCCUUACAAAGAUUGAGUAAUCAUAACAAAAACUAAAUUAGGAAAUAUUAGAAGGCAAAAUGAAAUUAAUUACUAUGUUGGAACUACAGGCCAUACCUGGGUUAAAAAUGAGAUCAUUCCUAAAUUUGUUUUUAAGUCAAAUUUGUAUUUAAGUCAGAACUCAUAUUUAUGAACAGACUGCCUAUUAAACUACUG
Pantherophis guttatus is the source of this 3193-nucleotide messenger RNA. It is a transcript of the gene SLC19A3, whose product is annotated as solute carrier family 19 member 3. The record is from RefSeq and is a predicted model, not a curated record. Gene Ontology annotation, biological process: transmembrane transport; vitamin transport. Gene Ontology annotation, cellular component: plasma membrane. Gene Ontology annotation, molecular function: thiamine transmembrane transporter activity. NCBI's taxonomy places the organism in Eukaryota, Metazoa, Chordata, Lepidosauria, Squamata, Colubridae.